This is a messenger RNA of Drosophila yakuba, 4211 nucleotides long. RefSeq names its product platelet binding protein GspB (gene Axud1). Gene Ontology annotation, molecular function: sequence-specific DNA binding; DNA-binding transcription factor activity, RNA polymerase II-specific. The record is from RefSeq and is a predicted model, not a curated record. NCBI's taxonomy places the organism in Eukaryota, Metazoa, Arthropoda, Insecta, Diptera, Drosophilidae. Bases 419 to 2980 code for a protein of 853 amino acids. Gene Ontology annotation, biological process: regulation of transcription by RNA polymerase II. The transcript has 3 exons. Gene Ontology annotation, cellular component: nucleus.
UGGUUCAUCAGCGGGCACACUAAGUAAAAGAAGUAAUAACAUUGCGAGAAAAGAAGAAGUGAAAAAUUGAGAAAAAGUAUAGAGGAGAGCGAAAUGAGUUUUAAAAACAUAAUAUAAAUUUCAACCGUAAACAGGCACAGAGUAAAGUGAUUGUAUUAUUAAGAAAAUACCGAGAUUCGCGUCCUGAUUCGCCUCCUUGACGCACACACUCGCACAGACUUGCACACACACGCACACAGUUGCGUCUUUCGUCAUCUCUCUCUCGCUCGGUUUUUUUGUCGCAGCUGCAACGCAAAUUCCAAAAAGGAUAAUUCCCACCGAUCUUGCGAGUCCUGCCGUUGACCUGACAGCGAAAAUAUAUCCGCAAAGAUGUUGACCAACGGAAAUUCGAAGAUCUAGGAACCUCGACACGAAUAGCAUGUUCAGUCCCAUCAAAAAGAUAUUUACGUACAUACAAAAAAAUGCGAGCGGCUCCAAUAUGUUUAGCCCAUCAGGAAACACGGCCGCCGGCCAAAGGGACGGGACUCCCAGCUUAGGUGCCCACGACGAAGGCGAUAGGAAGGAUCAGCGAAAUCAGGAUCACAAGGAUAAUCAGAGGGAGCCUGUACAGCAGCAGCAGCAUCAGCUGCAAGUAUUUCCCCACCUGGACGAUGAUGAGGACGACAUCGAGAGGCAGAUCAAGACCUCCAUAAUUGACGCCAGCAAGGUGCACGCAGCGAAAGCCAAGGCGUUGGCUUCCUUACCCAUGCCCCUUGAGCAGCUGGAUGAUGAACUGGCGGACUUUGCCCACGACCCUGCGGAUACAGAACUGGAGGAGCAGUUCCUUGAGCUGGAGAACUAUCCUAAUAAUGAGAUUAUUGUGCUUGGCGAUGCUGAUCUUAACUCUUCAAUAGCUUCCGAUGCAGUGUCCGAGGAUCCACUGGCAAUUGACAACAUUCUUGACUCCGCGUCGGUCACCACAAACGAGGAGGUCGACACCAGUGGCGAACUCCUUUGGCUGAAGUUGAACAAUGAAACGGAAAUAGCCACCAGAUCAGCGGAGGUGGCGUCCAACAACCAGGAAUCAUUGGAGCCUGCCCAGCCCGCUAAAACAAAGGAAGAUGAGCUUAGAGAUGGUGGGUCAGAUUCUGGUCUGGGUAGUGAAACCUCCGCAUUACUCAAGGAUCAGGCGGAGAAAGAAGCUGAGCCGGAAAUCCAGGAAAAGCUGGAGUCCAAGCCCAUUAGGUCCAACCUUAAACGGAGACUGGAAGAUUCGGAAAGCGAUGCUAUAGAUCUGGUGCCCGACAUGUCUGCCCCUCCAGUGGCUGCUCAGAAGCGGACCAAGCGCUCCAUCAACUUUGACGAAGUGAAGGUUUUCUACUUUCCCCGACAACAGGGCUUCAGCUGUGUGCCCACGGCUGGCGGAUGCACUCUGGGCAUGGGUGCAAGGCAUAUAGCCUUUAAGACGAUGACCCUGGCCGAACAUGCAGCAGAGUUGAGGCGGGCACAUCGCAGCCAGAACCAAGAACUCCAGCCUCGGGGUUCCAGUAGCGACGACAGCGAGGAGUCCGAGGAGGAUUACCUAAGCGAGGGUAGUGGCUCCGAUGCCGAAGACGGUUCCAAUGGCUUUCUACAGCCGGUGACGCCCAAGCAAAGAAGGGCACUGCUGAAAGCAGCGGGCGUGCGCAAGAUUGAUGCCAGCGAGAAAAGCGAAUGCCGCGAUAUCAGAAACUCCAGGGAAGUGUGCGGCUGCUCCUGCAGGGAGUUUUGCGAUCCGGAGACAUGUGCCUGUAGCCAGGCUGGUAUAAAAUGUCAAGUAGAUCGAGCCAUGUUUCCUUGCGGAUGUACUCGCGAAGCUUGUGGCAACACAGUCGGCCGGGUGGAGUUCAAUCCCACAAGGGUACGAACCCACUACAUUCACACGGUGAUGCGGUUGGAUCUUGAGCAGCGGCAGGGAUCGGUUCAAGGCGUCCAGGGAGGACAUCUCCAACCGCAACAGCAGCAGCAGUCGCAACAGACCAUUGGCUAUUCCCCGGUGGGAACGGCUGCCUCAACAUCCGCGUACUUCCUGCAAACGCAAUCGAACUACAGCUCCGGCUACGCUUCUCCGGCUUACACGCCCGAGAGCAGCGUGAGCUACUACCAACAACAGGUGCAACAGCAAGGAGUGCCCACCACGGGCCAGGCGAUCCCCCAGCAGCAGCAAGUGCAGAGCCAGAGCUACGCGGGAUACGCCCAAUUGGAUAGUCUGGACUCUGGGCUCUUUGCUAGUGGCUCCAAUGCCUCACCAUCGUACGGAGAACUAUAUCAGUCGCUCAGCUAUGGCAGCACUCAGAUUUCUUCCUAUACGACCGCCUACCAGCAGCAUUCAUCGUCACCCGCCGUCGCUGUCGCCCCCGGAGCCGCCAGUUCGUGCGCAUAUAGCUCCUGUGCGGUGCCUUCUGUUCCGCCGUAUGGAAUUGCAACCACCACCGCCUCCAGCAAUGCUCCAUACCAGACCACCGCUGUCUCCAUGACCGCAGCCUCCACCUCCGCCUCGCCCUCACGACUUGUUGGAAAUGCAGUUGGUUCAGCAACAGCCUCGCCAGCCACUGUGGCAUCUUCCCCUUCACCAGCCAAUGGCAAUGAAUUUAUCAGUUUGAGCACACCGAUCGCCAGUUCCUCGCGCCUCUCACAGAUUAACGAUCUGCUGCAGCACAACCGCAACACCACAGCCGCAUUAGUUGCCGUCUCCGAGGGAUUGAGCGGUGGAAGGACCUCGUCCAGUGCAUCCACCAUCGACUCUAUCGAUACACCGCCCAUUGUGGAUGACGGGCAGCAGCGAGGAUGCAUGAGUUUUGAGGCGUUGCCCCCGCCGCUUGUAAAUCCAGCGCCCAUCGUCGCCGUGGUGGAGAGCAAGCUGCCACCGAUGGCUUUGCCAGCGCCACAUGCUCCUCCAUCAGCCCCUCAGCCACGCCAGCCGCUGGAACAGCAUCAUCAGGCCACAAGCGAGUCCUCCUAGAUCAUCAAAUCCGAUUUGGACCGGGCGCCUUUUGGGGUUUUAGUAGAUUUGAAAAUAUGGGAUGAUUACUUUGGACAAUUCUCAGUGACUAUGAAUUGAAGACUAUUAUUUUAUCUAAAGCUAUUACAUUUCGACUUUUUUUUUUGUUAAUUAUCGCUUAGAGAAGAUGUCUUCUUAUCACAAAGAUUUGUACAUCACUAAUAUUCUUCCGCCGAUUUACUCUUGUUGUUUACUUAAGACUUUUAUUCUGUUAAUUUAUACCACUAAUAUUUCAGCCGUUUUAAAAGUUCUCUAAUUUGAAUAUGAGUAUAAUAUUAUUUAAGUUAAAGAAUAUGUAAAAAGACAGCCAUUUUUUUUGUUUGCCCAAGUGAAACUUUUUCGCCUCUGGACCCAUCAAAAUUGCACACUGAGUUGCCAUAACGAUUUCCUUGAGAAUUGUGCAAAGCACACAGAGACCCACCCUUCAAUCGAAACCGGACGAGGCAGCGAGAGAGCUGAGAAUAGUUUUUAUAGCAAUUUUACACAGCAAAAGACUUCAUUACGUUUAAGGCGGCGGCGGGCUUGGCUGGAAAAGGAAUGGAAUGCAAAAGGAUAAGCAGGGGCAUGAAUCAAAAUGGACAUCGUUGGCGUCACUCUUCGACUUCAGGAGACCUCUUCAGUAGCGGCAAAAGUCCUCUAAUCGGACUCAAGUCGCCUUGUAUAAAUCAUUUUAUUGUUAAAUUCUAAUUAGUCUUUAAGUGCAAACUGUAGUUUAGUUACUUUGUUGCUUAAGUUAUGUUCACUUCGCAAAAUCAAGUUACCUUCUACUCAAUUCUUAUUUUGUAAUCUAAAACGAACAAAUUCAGGAAGGACACUUUUUUUAACGUCGUUACUUGCGUUGCUCCAAUGAAUUUAAUGAGCUGAGAGCCCCAAAAAUCUUUCCUUACAAUUCUGUGUCAAAUCUGAUUUAACCCAGCUUAACUGAAAUCGCUUGUUAAACGAUUUUGUGUUUUGUAUUUUGCAUUUAGUUACGAAGCCAACUAAUUAACUACUGAGUUUUAUGGGCCUAUUGUAGAUUUAUCCUCGAUUUAGCUGCUUUUAAGUAUUCAUUUAGCUCUUAAGUUCCUUAUUUCUGACCCUUAGCGUAUUAGGCCUAAUGAACCAACAACACAUGGCAGAAAAUACAGACAAAAGCAACCACAACAUGCAGUACGAUGUAGAAAUACGUAUAUGCAACUUGAUAACGACAAAA